AUGGCGACUUCGAGUGCUCUCUCUCCAAAUCAGCUGGGCACAUUAGGUUGCCACCUCAUGGAGCUCUGUUCUGCAGUGUGCUCAUUGUCACCAGCUGUCAUUUGCAACGUGUACUAUUGCAGUUCGUGCCGCGUCUGCUUGUCUGGAGGUCAUUCAGCCCAGAAUGUCACCUGCUCACCGCUGCCUUGUCCCUCGAGAGGCGCCCUUCAACCUCACAGAUUGCGCCUCGCCAGCCCGACCGUCCUAGCGACGGUUGCAGCCAGACUGCAACCGGGUGCUCGGUCGUGUCGACAGCAGUUGGACCCUCCUCGAUUCACGGUUUGCUUGACAUGCCUUGUCCAGAUUCCAGUUCAGAUCAUCAAUGACGUCCUGGUCUAUUGCAUCUUCGAGUGA
Messenger RNA from Protopolystoma xenopodis, 393 nucleotides. The record is from the annotation of a GenBank genome assembly. Lineage: Eukaryota; Metazoa; Platyhelminthes; Monogenea; Polystomatidea; Polystomatidae.